Exophiala spinifera is the source of this 1500-nucleotide messenger RNA. RefSeq lists its product as uncharacterized. Gene Ontology annotation, molecular function: transmembrane transporter activity. Gene Ontology annotation, biological process: transmembrane transport. The transcript is spliced from 2 exons. Bases 1 to 1500 code for a protein of 499 amino acids. Lineage: Eukaryota; Fungi; Ascomycota; Eurotiomycetes; Chaetothyriales; Herpotrichiellaceae. The record is from RefSeq and is a predicted model, not a curated record.
AUGGGAUCCUCCUCCGAGGUUGAACUUCAAGCCCAGCACGGCAGAGGCAGAGGCAGAGGCAGAGGCAGAGGCAGAGGCAGAGGCAGAGGCAGAGGCAGUCCAUCGCCUGAUCCCCAGCCCGAGCCGGCCACCGAACUCAUCAGCAGCGACGACGGUCGUCCACCACCACCACAACAACAACAAGACGUCGUUUCGGUCGAAGAGCCUCCGCCCAACGGUGGCUACGCCUGGGUAUGCACGGCAUGCUGCUUCAUGAUCAACGCUCACACCUGGGGAUUGAACAGUGCAUGGGGCAUCUUCCUGGCGCAUUACUUGUCUGACUCUACGUUCGAAAACGCCUCGCGUCUCGAGUAUGCGCUCAUAGGAGGUCUCUCGAUCUCCACGUCAGGCAUCAUCGCGCCCGUCGUGGCGUUAUCCGUCAAGUCGCUAGGCACCCGGAACACGCUGCUCGUCGGCACUCUGCUCGUCUUCGCGGCCAUGUUCGGCGCCUCGUACGCGACCGAGAUCUGGCACCUGUUCCUCAGCCAGGGCGUCUGCUUCGGGUUUGCGCUGGGCUUCCUCUACAUCCCUUCCACCGCCGUGCUGCCCCAGUGGUUCUCGACGCGGCGGAGUCUGGCCGUCGGGAUCGCGGCCUCGGGAUCGGGCCUCGGGGGCCUGGUGUACAACCUGGUCGCCGGCCGUCUCGUCCAGGAAGUCGGCGUGGACUGGACCUACCGCGUCCUGGCGCUGUGCGGACUGGUCGUCAACGCCGUGUGCUCGGUGCUGCUCAAAGACCGGAACAAGGCCAUCCGGCCGGUGCAGGACGCUUUCGAUUACCGCGAGUACAAGCACGUCGAAGUCAUCUUGGUCAUCCUGUGGGGGGUCGGCAACGAACUGGCGUACAUUGUCCUGCUCUACUCGCUCCCGAACUACGCCGUCUCCAUCGGUCUGUCACCGGGCCAGGGCUCCGUCGUAGGGGCGCUGCUCAACCUCGGGCUCGGCGUCGGACGCCCCAUCAUCGGCUACUACAGCGACUCGUUCGGCCGCCUCAACAUGGCCGCUCUCAUGACGGCCCUGUCUGGCGUCUUGUGUCUGGCGCUGUGGGUGCCGGCGAAGACGUACGGGCUUCUCCUUUUCUUCGCUCUGGCUUCUGGUUGUGUCUGUGGUAUCUUUUGGAGCACGGUGGCGCCCGUGACCACCGAGGUCGUCGGGCUCAAGCGCCUGCCCUCUGCGUUUGGCAUGAUCUGUCUGGCUCUGGUGCUGCCCUCGACGUUUGCAGAGCCAAUCGCCUUGGAAAUGGUUGCCGCCUCCGGCUACCUCAGCUCGCAGAUAUUCGUGGGCUGUAUGUUCCUCUUGGCUGCGGCAAGCACGUUGGUGCUCAGGUCCUGGAAGAUUCAUCAGGUCGAGCUCAAGCGCGCACUGGAGAGAGAGUCUGAAGAGACCGGUUCGAACCAAGGUGCCACGACUCACGGGCAGUUCUGGCUGACGCCGAAGAGCCUGCUUUGGCUGGGAAGAGUUUGA